UAUGAUCCAGCCUCGGUCUACGCUAAUUCAUACUUUCCAUGUCUUAAGUCCCACGAAGCUGCCGUCGCCUUGGUCAACCCGCCCGAACUUCCCUCCACCAAGGAAAAUGCUAAAGGUAUUUUGCCUCACGCCUCACACGCAGAAACACACCCGGAUCCCGAGCUGCAGCACGCUAACGAGCUCGUAUCACUACACUACGACGUCAAGGUCAAGUUCCUUGAGAUGGGUCCCGACCCAGAACUAAUACAGGCGGAGAGGAAUGUUGAUCAAGUAAUAUCGGCGUUGCAUGCUUGA
This is a messenger RNA of Capronia epimyces CBS 606.96, 294 nucleotides long. RefSeq lists its product as uncharacterized. The transcript has a single exon. The record is from RefSeq and is a predicted model, not a curated record. The annotation marks the transcript as partial. NCBI's taxonomy places the organism in Eukaryota, Fungi, Ascomycota, Eurotiomycetes, Chaetothyriales, Herpotrichiellaceae.